AUGCUUCGAGGAUAUGCCAAGUCAGGCUCUCAGAAGAAGGUCGUCCGAGGCUCUGGAGCAUCAAUUACGACAAUCCGCAAGAGAAACGAAUCCCCUGUACUCCAGAGCAAACCACCGAGGAGCCGAGCUAUUGUUUCCCGGCAGACCGCGGACGAACCUGGCGGGAACGGCGUCGGUAUCUGCCUCUUCCUGGAGAAGCUUCCCCUCGAGUUGCGCCUGCAGAUCUACGAGACGCUCCUGUGCUCGCCAGACGUGAUAGCCAUAUCCGCGCACCGCCGACAGCAGCCCACCGAGGGGGCCCGGUGCAGCUGGUGCAACCACAUGCACCGGUGCGACAUGGUAGCGCCGUGGCGGCCGCAUGUGACUCUCCUGCGAACAUGCCGGCAGAUCAACGCCGAGGCCACGACGGUCCUGUACCAGAAGAACGACUUCUUGGUCAGUGUGCUCGUAUACCAGACGUACCAGCCCACUAACGACUUCCUCUGGCACCUGCGGCAGUCGACCCUGGUCCAGAUCCGGCACAUGCGGUUCCGCGCCGGGUGCCGGUGCAUGGACUGGGUGAGCGGCGAGAGGCAGGAGUGGCAGACGGACGGGCGGGCGCUCAGCCGGACGUGUUUCCCGCACUGCGUUCUGAGCUCGGUGCGGCCGUCGCCGUCCAGGGCUCGGGAGACGCACCGCCUCAUCCGCUGGCACGUGCUCGACGACAAGCGCACCUACUGCAACCCGUGCCGGUGGUGCCGCGCGGUGUUCGGCGAGGUGUUCUAG
Neoarthrinium moseri is the source of this 765-nucleotide messenger RNA. RefSeq lists its product as uncharacterized. The coding region runs from base 1 to 765 and encodes 254 amino acids. The transcript is spliced from 3 exons. Lineage: Eukaryota; Fungi; Ascomycota; Sordariomycetes; Amphisphaeriales; Apiosporaceae. The record is from RefSeq and is a predicted model, not a curated record.